AUGGCUACUGUCGAUCCCUUCGACCACCUCAAUAUGAUUGUCAACAAAAUGAGAAUCUUGGAAGACUCGAUAGAGGAGCAUGUCAAUGAAUUAUUAGAAAAGGUUCUUAAACCACUGGCUCUGAUGUACCGCUUAGACGGUGAGCACAAUUUGUCUGGGGAGCGCGAGAACUUCAUAAGAGGAUGUUUUAAAGAUAUCUACUGGAGUUUAAGAGUCCACUCGUACUUGCACCAUAAAAAUCCUGCCGACACUGAAAAUCUCCUUAAAGUGGGCGAGUGGGGUGGCCUGAGCCCCGAUGAUAUGAAAGAACUGACGAAAGAACACUCAAAACAUUUCAUAGACCCUGGAAGCAAACUCUUGGAAAUGUUCAGCCACCACAUGAAAAGUCUUGCCGAAAGAGGGAGCAAAGAACACGCCAGAGGUGUAUUAGAAAUAGCACAGUUCUGGUUUGGCCAACUUGGACCUGGAAACAUCUUCCUACCAGACGUUUUGGUGGUGGUUGAAGAUGAGCGCUUGAAGAAGUUUUUCGUAGGUGCAUCAAUAGCAGUAAGUGACUUUGUAAAGCCUAUCAGUCUGUACAAUCGAAUCACAAAUCUUAAAGAAAGCUUCGGAAAUGCAGUAGUACAUUUCCUUCCUCUGAAUAAUCCAGAUCAAGAUAACUGGACAUUCUUGUAUGCCUUUAAAAGUCAAAAUAGCGCGACAAGAUAUGAUUCCUUGACUAGUGGGCUUCCUUGUAAAAAUUGUCGGACGAUGUUUAAAAAAGACCUAAAUGACAAGGGAGGACCCACAUGUCUUGGUACAUGUGCAGAAUACUGUGCUGUAAACGAGCUUCUACCAAAUGAGCAACCUACUUUGGACCAGAGUCAGAAUCGGCCCGCAGAAAAACUGGAAGAAAACAAAUCCCGAUCCAUGGCUAUUCUCACAAACUAUAAAAGUAUCAUGAAUAAGUGCAAAACUGCCGUGGCCUCAGGAGACCAAAAUGAAAUAGAGAGAGUGUACUGGGAAGUGGUACACGUUCUUCACGUUUUUGGCUUAUGGCCAGAGUGUAAUCGUUACUUUUGAUUUUCUUUUCUUCUCGGUUUUCCUGUUUGUCAGGAAUUAACAGGAUAUUACGCCCGUCAAAAAAAAUGGGAAUCUCAGUUAGAUUAGAACCUAACUUCCGUUCUUUGAACUUUGAGUCAUAUUUGCUUGGUUAAAAAUGACAAUGUUCUAAGUUGAAGAAAUGGUUACGUCAGUUGUAGUUGUAUUGUUAUAUGUAAUCACAUAACAUUUAUCAUUUUGUUUAAAUAGGUUUAAUGUCUUCUGUAAAACUGGGAUUACUAUGAAGUUUUCAAUUUUCAAUCUGCUGUAACUUCGCUCUGUUGUAGUUAGUUUUAAAAUUAAAAUAUGUUGCUUGUUUGAUUUUGCCCCCACCUACUUUGUGGCUGUCGCAACUACAUGUAUUAUUAACCAUCGGGUUAAGCUAUUGCAUUUUGUUUCCAUCGCAACGUACUGCAUUUAAUAAAAUGAUGAUUGCUUGACAAAAAAAUCUGAUGUUAACUUUCAAUGUUUUAUUAUACACUCUUACAGAAAUGUUCCUCUAUUUAUUGGCUCAUUGAGUCAAAAGAAAUAUUCUUACUUUGCAAUUUGUUUCUGAAGAAAUGAAGAUAUAAAAGCAAUAUCAAUCUUUCUCGUUCGAUUGUAAUCAUUACUAACACACCGUUAAAGAGUUAAAUGCUUAAAGUAAACAGGACAGUAAGUUUCCUCAAAAGUUCUCGUCUAAAACAGUUACUUUUUAGAACUGUUUAGAAUUACUUUGGUUUAAAAAUAUCUCACAACCCAAGGCACUCAAUAAAACUCAGGAUUUAGCGUAUUUUCUUCUUAAUAAACAAGCCUUUCUAAUUUCUAACUAUAAAGAUGUGCGUAGGGAUAAAGUAGAAGCACGCAGGCCCUCAUAUUAGCCUCUUCUGCAACCGUCUUCAGGGGUGUCAUGCAGCGUUCCUCAAAAUGAAAGAGGGAAUUUUGCGUGACAUCUAAAAAUGAUGGUGAAGGGUACUACCUCUUAAAAGCAGUGAAGCUCAAGCAAAGAAUAGAGGGGUGAGCCAGUGAGCAGUGUGGCUCAACCACUACUGCUAUGCCUGAGGGCUUCUUCUAACACAAGUCUAGUUAGGAACUCAUAAAAUUCAUGUAUUCGCUUCUAAGCAUAAUAAUAAGAUGUGCUUGUCAAUUAAAAGAUAA
Messenger RNA from Stylophora pistillata, 2217 nucleotides. RefSeq lists its product as uncharacterized. The record is from RefSeq and is a predicted model, not a curated record. Lineage: Eukaryota; Metazoa; Cnidaria; Anthozoa; Scleractinia; Pocilloporidae.